Messenger RNA from Nerophis lumbriciformis (worm pipefish), 927 nucleotides. Lineage: Eukaryota; Metazoa; Chordata; Actinopteri; Syngnathiformes; Syngnathidae. The record is from RefSeq and is a predicted model, not a curated record.
AUGAGAAUCGUCAUAGGAGGUGGAUCUGGUUUUGUGGGGCGUGAGUUAACCCGCAUACUCCGAUCCAAAGGCCAUGAAGUCACUCUGAUCUCCCGCAAUCCGGGCCCUGAUAGGAUAACAUGGGGUGAGUUGGAGUCAUCCGGUCUCCCACCAUGUGAGGGCGCUGUCAAUCUAGCAGGAGAGAAUCUUAUGAACCCACUACGAUGGUGGAAUGAAAGCUAUAAGAAGGAUUUGUAUACAAGUCGCAUUGACAGCACAAAAUCUCUGGCUGAUGCAAUCGCAGCAUCCCCAAAUCCCCCACAUUCGUGGGUCCUGGUGUCAGGAGUAGCUUGCUACAAGCCGAGCCUGACGGCAGAAUACUCGGAGGACAGCGAGUGGAUGCCAUUCGAUUUCCUUUCCAGGCUGGUGAAAGAGUGGGAGACUGCGGCACUACUGCCAGAAAGUUUGACAAAGACCACCAAGCAAGUGGUCAUCAGGCCUGGGGCAGUAUUGGGGCGUGAUGGUGGCGCCAUGAAGCAGAUGCUUCUUCCUUUCUGGCUGGGCCUAGGUGGUACUCUGGGCUCUGGCCGGCAACCCUUCCCAUGGAUCCACGUGUCGGACCUGGCUGGCAUCAUAGCCCAAUCACUGGAGCCACCACCCUCCUCAGACCCGCCCGCCGGCGCGCCACCCUCCACUCCCCUGGUCCUCAAUGGGGUAGCGCCGACCCUCAACACCAACUAUGAAUUCACCAAGGAGUUGGGACGGCUGCUGAGUCGUCCCACCAUCUUCCCUGUGCCCGCCUUCGUCCUCAACACUCUGCUGGGCACAGAGAGAGCUGUUGUACUUGCCCAGGGCCAGAAGGUGGUACCUAAAAGGACUCUGGAAACCGGGUUCCAGUACAAGUACCCAGACUUGACAUCUGCCCUCAAAGAAAUUGUGGGAAGUUAA